Aspergillus oryzae RIB40 is the source of this 2694-nucleotide messenger RNA. RefSeq lists its product as uncharacterized. The coding region runs from base 1 to 2694 and encodes 897 amino acids. NCBI's taxonomy places the organism in Eukaryota, Fungi, Ascomycota, Eurotiomycetes, Eurotiales, Aspergillaceae. The record is from RefSeq and is a predicted model, not a curated record. The transcript has 2 exons.
AUGGGGUUGAUACGCUUCUAUACCUCGCUGGCACUGAUCUCUGCCUCGGCCUUCCUCGUCCGGGGUCAGAGUGAUGAUUUAGGCCUCGCGAAUGGUUAUACUAAUCUAAAGACCAACAAUUUCGACCUCCAGCUCGUUACGGACGCCCAGAUCCUAGCAUCGCUCAAGCCAUCCGGGUCAUCAUUUGACUUCUUACCGUCGGAUUACUUGCCGUACCGAGCAGCCAACGGUCAGUACCAUAUUGGAGACAUCACCUUUCGGUAUCGCGCGGUGGGGGAGAAAGAAUGGACAGCCGGAGAUUCCUCCCAGGCUCGGGCCGUGGUAAAGUCGCUUGACGCCAAUGCGCUGGCCGCGGCCGAUAUAACAUCAACGUUGCCGAGCAGCUCGGCUCUACAAAUUGUUCGACAAUGGUUGGACGUCGAAGGGGACUUGGGGCUGAGCUUCACCCUCACGAACAAGGGCAAUAGUAGCGUAGAAAUCGGUAGCCUGGGCUUCCCGAUUGAGUCCAACAGUAUCUUUACAAAUCGCACGGCGGAUGAAGUUACGGCGCAAUGCUCCCUCGUGGACCCCUACAUCGGGCGGGAUGCUGGCUAUCUACAAUUCUCUCCAACCUCCGGGCAGGGUCCAACCUUGAUUAUCACCCCGUUGGUCAAUACGAGUACCCCGUUCGAAGCCUGGCGCAACCUCGAUGAGGUAUCUGACACCUACACCGGGUACGGUAGCCAGACAUUUGAAGGGUUCUAUGAGUGGCAGACUCAUUCAAAGGCAUAUGCCGAGAAGGAAUGGGCUCAGGUGAAUCCAUGGAAUGAACCAACCGCGCGCAGCCUCAAACCCGGUGAAUCUACCACUGUGGGUCUUCGCUUCUCCGUGGUAAAGGAUGGGGUGCGCGGAAUCCAAAAGGCUGUCCAGGGGACAAAUACCCCAUUGACGAUAGGAACAGGAUACAUCGUUCCCCGCGAUCUGACGGCACAGCUUUUCGUCUUUCACUCGGCCAAUGUGUCCAAGGUCGUAUCCGACAACAAUGCCUUCGACAUUGCACGCCCUUCAUCCAACCUUGUUUCCCUUUCCCCCACCCAAUCAGCCUGGGGACGGACCAGAGUCACCAUCACCUACGCGGACGGAAAAGUCCAGACGGUCCAUUACUUCAUCACGGACACUGCCCCGGAUGUGAUCUCCAAGUUGGGCGAAUUCUCAACCACUGCCAUGUGGUUUGACGACGAGAAGGACCCCUUUGGUCGGGCACCCUCUGUGAUCACGUAUGACGAGGCCACCAAAGCACAGGUUCUUCAAGAGGCGCGUGUUUGGAUUGCUGGACUGAUGGACGAAGGUGGCGCCAUAUUUCUCGCUUCCACGAUGAAAGAGCACGGUCUUCCCAACGCCGCGGAGGUGGCGAAGCUGGAAGAGUUUGCGUCCAAAGUACUGUUUGGCAACAUUCAAAACGCCAAUUUCACGGUUCGUAAGAGCGUCUUCUACUACGAUCCAGAUCAACUUCCGAGUUAUGAGUACAGCAACAAUAUCGACUGGGGAAAUUGGUGGUCGUGGAAUAAGGACGCUUCAUACUCCACCGAUCGUGCAUAUGACUAUAUCCACGUUAUUGGCGCAUACUGGUCAUUGUAUCGCGCCGGCCGCGACAACCCUACCCUUCUCAAGGUGCACCCAUGGCAGUGGUAUCUGGGCCAGGCGUACAAUACGACCGUAACGUGCUUUGCGACAAACUCUGCCGGUGACGGCCUGGUAGGUUAUUCGCGCCUGGGUCUAAUGGGAGAGACCGUUGUCGGAGAGCUCCUGGCAGAUCUGCAACGCGAAGGCUGGACCGAAGAGGCGGACGCAGUAGAAGCCGCCAUGAAACUGCGCGCGGAAGCGUGGGACAGGCAAUCGGAGCCCUUUGGAAGCGAAAUGGCAUGGGAUUGCACGGGCCAGGAGGGCGUUUAUUACUGGAGCAAGUCUGAUGCCAACGGUAUCGCAUUGGGGCUGGAAUGGGAACGCCCGGCGGUACUGGGAUUUCAUGUGAGACUCAGUCCAGCAUCUGCCUGUCCAAGACUAAGAUCCUUUAGCUAUGCCGGGAAGCUCCAACGGAUUGAACGCAUGAUCCAUCAUUAUGGUUCCAGCCUCAACGCAUUGCCCCUCCUCGCUGAGUUUCGACAAAACCCGAGCGACACCUAUCUCCUCCGAGUUGGGUACGGUGGAAUCACUGGCCCGUUAAGCAAUAUCCGGGAGGACGGCUCGAUGUACAACGCGUUCCACUCAUUUCCCGAUACUCUCAAGGGCGAUGACUAUUCCGGCGACUAUGGUCCUAGCUUCCUUGGAAUGAUGCUGGGUGCCGGUACAUACGUCGUCGACGACCCUGACGUCGGUCUCAUAGCGUACGGUGGCAAUCUGUCCGUGGAGAGCGACAGGGUGACAGUGCGACCGCGUGAUGCCGUCCGGCGACGUGUAUAUGUUGCGUCGAUGGGUGUUUACGUCACGAUAAGUACCGGCCAGAUCGAAGAGUUCUCAUUUUCCGCCACUCAGCCAAACUCUCUUGAACUGGAUAUUGUCGCAGGAUCAUCCAAUACGACCACGGCGAUUGUAUGGGUUGAGAACCCUGGUACAACAGACGCGUAUGCAGUAACAACCAGCGGGGAACAGACGAGGGGAGGUGUGGUGGUUGAGCUAUCGGCUGGCUCCGUGACUGUCACAGUAGCCAGGCAGUAG